AUGGCUAUCCCCGCCAAGGUGAACCUCACGGAUCCCUUCGAGGUGGAUACCCUCCUCGAGAUCCGGACCUCGGGCAUGAAGAAGAUGACUGGCUUGAACAUUGAGUCGGGCAUCGAUAAGAAGCUCUGCCCCGGGCCCAUGAAAGUGGGCAAGCUCGGCCUUGAGGGAGACGAGCACGACCCGACCUUCCACGGCGGGCCGGACAAGGCCAUUCUUGGAUACUGUUCUUCACAUUAUGCCGACUGGCAGCAGUCGUAUCCCGAACGGACGGACCGGUUCGUCCCGGGAGGUUUUGGUGAGAACUUUGUCACGGCGCGGAUGAACGAGCGCAACGUUUGCAUCGGCGACGUCAUCUCUGUCGGCCCCGAGCUCGUGCUGCAAGUGUCUCUGCCGCGCCAGCCCUGCUUCAAGCUCAAUCACCGCUUCUCGCUCAAGAACUUUGCCCCCGUGACGUACCAGACGAGCCGCACCGGCUGGUACUACCGCGUCGUCCGCGAGGGCACUGUCCGCGUCGGCGACGACAUUCGCCUCGUCGAGCGCAAGUGGCCCCAGUGGACGGUUGAGCGCGUCCAGGAGUACCUGCACCGCACAACGGACAACCUCGAGAUGAACCAGCAGCUGGCCGAUGUCGACGCACUGGGUGAGGAGAGCCGCGGACAGUUCCGCAAGAGGGUUGCAAAGGCCCUGAGGAAGGCAAGGGCCGAAGCGGAGGACACAUGGAAGGACUUUAGGAUCACGGGCCGCAAGAUGGAGACGCCCAGGAUCGUGUCGCUGGUGCUCGAGGCGGUCAAUCCUGAUCCCGAGACGGAGCUGCCGCUGGCCGGGGCGCACGCGAGGAUCAAAUUGCCAAACGGCCUCAUCCGCUCAUACUCCAUCGCCGCCGGUGGAGACAGUCUCUUCAAGGUCACUGCCAAGUUUGAGCUGGGCGUCGCGCUCGACGAGCACAGCCGCGGCGGCUCGCGAUACCUCCACGAGACAUCCAAGGUGGGUGACAUCCUCCAGGUGGGCAGAAUCACCACGGGCAUCGGCUUCGCCAAGUCUGCGAGCAACCACUGCUUCAUCGCCGGCGGCAUCGGCAUAACGGCCUUCCUGCCGCUCAUCAGGGGCAUGGACGCCAUCCACCUCAACUACAAGCUGCACUACGCCGUGCGGUCCGCCGACGACAUUCCCUUCCUGGACAGGCUAGAGCCCCACAAGGAGAAUAUUGUAUUCUACGACAAGUCCAAGGGCGAGAGGAUGGAUGUCAAAAAGAUUGUCAAGGACUUGAUGUGGAACAGCCACCUGUACGUCUGCGGGCCGAACCGCAUGAUGGAGGCGACCAAGGCGGCCGUCGAAGAGUCGGGCAUCCCUCCGGACGAGGUCCACUACGAGGCUUUCGCCGCCGACGUCUCUGGUGAUCCGUUUGAGGCGGAGCUGUCGGGCAAGAAGAGCCAGGUGCUCAAGGUUGGAGAAGACGAGAGCCUCCUCGAGGUCCUGAGGCGGGAGCUCCCUGACUUCCCCUCGAGCUGCGAGGUGGGCAACUGCGGGACUUGCAAGAUCACCGUCAAGAGCGGGCGCGUGGACCACAGGGGCUCGGCGCUGUUGCCCGAGGAAAAGGAGACGUCCAUGCUGGCGUGCGUCAGCCGCGGCAUCGGCAGGAUUGCUAUCGAGGUCUAG
Molecule: messenger RNA, 1656 nt
Organism: Purpureocillium lilacinum
Lineage: Eukaryota; Fungi; Ascomycota; Sordariomycetes; Hypocreales; Ophiocordycipitaceae
Source: RefSeq, a predicted model, not a curated record